AUGAAGAUCAUAAUUUUAGCUGUUUUAAUAGCAACAGCCGUUGCUGCCACAUAUGAUGUGUAUCCGACUAAAUACGAUAACGUCGAUAUCGAUGCUAUCCUUCACAACAAGAGACUUUUCGAUAAUUAUCUGCAGUGCCUGUUGAAGAAAGGCAAAUGUAACGAAGAAGCUGCUAUUUUACGGGACGUCAUUCCAGAUGCUCUCAUUACUGGCUGCAGAAAAUGUAACGAUCAUCAGAAGGUGUCGGUGGAGAAAGUAAUCAGAUUCCUCAUUAAGGAACGCAACAGCGAUUGGCAACAACUUAUCAGCGUUUACGAUCCCAAAGGAGAAUAUCAAACACAAUAUGCUCACUAUUUGGAAAAAAUCUAA
Messenger RNA from Tribolium castaneum (red flour beetle), 369 nucleotides. RefSeq names its product chemosensory protein 2 (gene Csp2). Lineage: Eukaryota; Metazoa; Arthropoda; Insecta; Coleoptera; Tenebrionidae. The record is from RefSeq and is marked provisional.